Molecule: messenger RNA, 2162 nt
Organism: Cottoperca gobio
Lineage: Eukaryota; Metazoa; Chordata; Actinopteri; Perciformes; Bovichtidae
Gene: abtb1
Product: ankyrin repeat and BTB (POZ) domain containing 1
Exons: 12
Coding region: 1-1431 (476 amino acids)
Cellular component (GO): cytoplasm; ubiquitin ligase complex
Molecular function (GO): protein binding
Source: RefSeq, a predicted model, not a curated record
AUGGAUGUGUCCGAUUUGUUUAGUAGUUGCAAAAAGGGCGACAUUUGUAGAGUCAGAUACCUUGUUGAACAAAGAGACGUGGACCUCAAUGUGAGAGAUAAAUGGGACAGCAGCCCUUUGUAUUAUGCUUGUCUCUGUGGUCAUGAUGAGCUGGUCCAGUACCUGUUGGCUAGUGGUGCCAAGUGUGAAGCCAACACGUUUGAUGGCGAGAGGUGUAUGUACUGCUGUCUGAAUGAUUCUCUUCGACACCUGCUCAAAGAAUAUAAGUGUAUCACUAUACGCGCCAUGCAGCGGGAUGAUUUUAACUACUUCCUGCACAUGUUACUGGAGCAGGGUCAACACAGCGACGUCAAGUUCCUGGUCCAUGGACAUAUAUUUACAGCCCACCAAUGUGUUCUCAGUGCACGCUCAGAGUACUUUACUGAUAUGUUUGAGACCAAAUGGAAAGGGAAGAACUUGAUCACCCUCAAACACCCUUUGAUCAACCCUGCAGCCUUUGGAGCCAUCCUGCAAUAUUCCUAUACAGGACGAAUGGAUAUUGAUAUAAGCCUCGUGGAGGACUGCAGACGACUUGCUAAACAGUGCAAAAUGGAAGAUCUGAUAGAGGAGCUGGAGAAUAAAUGCAAACAGUUGUAUGAAUUUGUGUCCAACAAGCCAGGAAUCUGUGUGAAGGUUCUCAGCCUGGAACCUCACAUCGGUCGACUUCAGGAGGAAAUGGCUCAGUUAGCAGACUGUGCACUUCCCAUUGAACUAAGAGUUGGAUUUGGUGAACUUCCCUUUAACAGAGUCGACCGCUUCCCUACUUUUCCUGACAUCUGCUUCAGAGUCGAUGGUUUCAACUUCUUGUGUCAUAAGGCGUUUUUCUGCGGACGUAGUGAUUAUUUUAAAGCCUUGCUGGAGGACCACUUCAGUGAAGGAGAGCAGCUGCAGUCCCAUCCCAGCACCCCAGUGAUUACUUUACACAACAUUUCCCAUGAAAUAUUCAUCCACGUCAUGUAUUUCAUCUACACUGAUGACACAGAGUUAAUAACAGAGAUCGUUUUUGACGUGCUGUGCGUGGCCGACAUGUAUCUGCUGCCGGGGUUGAAGCGUCUUUGCGGGAAGACUCUCGCUAAGACCAUAUGUGAGGACAAUGUUGUGUACAUGUGGAAGAUGGCCAAGCUUUUCCGUCUCUCUCGGCUUGAGGAUCAGUGCACUAAGUUCAUGGCGAAGAUCAUCGAGCAGCUGGUGGAGCAGGCUGAGUUUGCAGAGAUCAUCAAAGAAGAUGCUGCGUUGUUGGAAGAUAGACAUGAGAACGACUCCAUCCCCCUGGUGGACGAAAUUCGUUACCACAUCACCAGCAAUGUGCAGACUUACAGUGUGAUCGAGGAGGCCAAUCAGAAACUGGAGGCCUUGGAGGAGCUGCUCUCCAGCAUCAAUAUUGAAUGCUGAGGGGUCAACAGGUUGUGGUUUGUGGCUGCAGAGCUUGAAUUUGGAAACUUUAAAUGUGAAUGUUUUGGGAUGAGCCAUAUGGUGGUGCAAAUAUCUGUAGACGGUCUUUAUGUUUUGUCAGUUUUAUUUUAUUUACAUUAUAUUGUACAGAAUAUAUAUUUUUUAAAGGGUGUUCUGAUGCAUACUCAGAAAAAGCUCAAAUGAUUCUUUGAGUGAGACUGUAUCAAAAGAUACUUGGUGUAAAGAACUUGGUGUAUAUAUUUACAGCUAUAUCUUUCAACUACAAAUGCAUGGGUUUAUUUUAGGCAUCUGCUAGAAUUUAGACUUGCUGAUUAUUCAGCUCUUUUAAAAUGUACUUUAACCUCAACAAAGUUCAGAAGAAACUUUAUUUUUAUGCUAAAAGGAACAGACACGCACUUGAUAACAAUGGGUUAAAAAGACGAAAUAUAAAGUAUGUUCACUUCAGUGACCCAGAAAAUAUUUUUUAAUACGUUUAGAUCCUAAUUUUAAGUUGAAAAUAAUAGUUUUAUGAUGUAUUUCAUGUGCAGAAGCAAGCAACAUUUAUUUUGGAUUUGGCAGCUGAACCACGCUAAUCAACCUGUAACAUUGCUCCAGUGUGACACUUAUUAUUCCUACAUUUUUCAAAAAUGGUGAUAUUCAAUUUCUCAAUCUCAUCCUGCAGUUAUAAAAAUGGUGCUCUUGGUUUUGGCAAUUAAAUGUGGUAUUGCAAG